Doryrhamphus excisus (bluestripe pipefish) is the source of this 4524-nucleotide messenger RNA. RefSeq lists its product as uncharacterized. Gene Ontology annotation, molecular function: ubiquitin protein ligase activity; metal ion binding. The record is from RefSeq and is a predicted model, not a curated record. NCBI's taxonomy places the organism in Eukaryota, Metazoa, Chordata, Actinopteri, Syngnathiformes, Syngnathidae. Gene Ontology annotation, biological process: protein polyubiquitination; protein monoubiquitination.
CCGCCAAUGAUGACGUUUCAGCACGAGCUCAACCUCCUCAGCUGUUUGGUUCGGCGACAACAAUCCCGCAGAAGUCACAAAUGUUUAGAAAAAUGUUUUAAUGGGAGCUUCUCUCUCAAAUCACCCAACGUUAAAUAAUAGUAAACCGGAAGUCCGGCACUGGAAAGGGGAGUGAAAGUUCAAUGAAAAGCUGUCGGUUGGAGCCGCGAGUGUGCUUGUGAUCAGUCAGGUGAUGGCCCCCACGCCAAUGAAGCUGCGUGUACGCCGCUGUGGCACCAACAAUGGCGGCAGUGGCAGUGGGCAGCAGGAGGAAGACCAGAGGAGCCGAAGGAGCAGCAGUAGAAAUCGCAGGAAGAAGAAGACCAACAACACUCGGAGUAUGCAGGCUGCCGUGUCUUCUCCUCCCGCCUCCUCUUCCACGACCCAAGCCCCUCUGGCGUCGGAGGAGGCAUCGCCCGACUCAAAGUGUCCCAUUUGCCUGGACCGCUUUAACAACAUGGCGUACUUGGACCGCUGUUUGCACCGGUUCUGCUUCCCAUGCAUUCAGGAGUGGUCACACAACAAGGCCGAAUGUCCGCUGUGCAAGCAACCUUUCGCCUCCAUCUUGCACUCGGUGCGAGGCCAUGAUGACUUCAAAGAGUACACGCUGCGCCCAGUCCCGCCGAGCGGCAGUGUCGCAGCCACGGUGGCCAUGGUGGCGGCCAUGGCGUCAGCAGCAAGGAAUGACCAACAGAUGAGGCUCCUGCUGAGGAGGCACAGAGUCGCCGAUGGCACCGAAAGCACCGCCAGGAGGCGCAGGAGGGAGGAGGAACGUGGGGUGUGGGAGUGGUAUCUGGAUGUCCCACCUCUGUCUCUCUCUCCUCAUGAUGCAGACGCCGAUGGCGAGCAGCGCCUGCGGGGUUCAGCCAACCUGGUGGAGCACGGUGUCAUAUUUGAAGGCCUGUCGGGCUUGGGGGGUCCUGGAGCGGGGUCUCGCCCGAAUGACCGGGCAUCACGGCGGCUCAUGACCCGAUUGUCGGCACGGCUACGUCUUCAGCGAGAAGGUGGAGUCCUGCGACGCCUCAGGGAGCGGGAGGCAGUGGCCUUCCGCCGCGCCCUCUACCGCUGCAGCAUACGUGUACACGGUGUGGCUGGCAUCGGUAGGACCGAGGGGCAGCGCGAUAUUACGGUUGAGAGCUUCCGACGGGACCCCGCCCAACUGAACAGACUACGCCCCUGGCUGCGCCGGGAGCUCACGGUUCUGUACGGUGCACACAGCUCACUCGUGGACUUUGUCCAGAACAUCAUCAUGGCAAGACUGGCUCGCCAUGGCUUGGAGGACACGCCCACCAUCGAGGAAGAGCUGCGACCAUUUCUGUUGUCCAGAACAGAGCACUUCCUCCACGAGCUGGUGAGUUUUGCCCGCUCGCCACUCACCCUGGACAGCUAUGACCUGCAGGCCGUGUAUGAGCCGCCACCUGGUGCCAUGGAGCUGGACGCAUCGAGUGGCGGCUCGGCCAACAGCUCCAUCAUUGCCAUCUCUGAAGGAGAGGAGGCUGACGAGGGUAACCAUCAUGAUGAUGUCCUCCCAGAAAGAAGUUGUCUCAGCCUGUCAGCCUGGGACGACGAGACUCCGGGCCCCUCCUACUCCACCGCAGAAGCUUUAAGCCCCGGCCCACAGGAGGCGGCCAAUGAGGAGGAGGGCGAGUGCAUGAUUGUAGGAUACAAGAAACCGAUGGCCGAGCGCACUCCUGAACUCGUACAGCUGUCAUCUGACACAGAAGGGGAGGAGCCUCAGAAGACUUCGCCCCUGUCCUCACUUCCCACGAUUCCUCCCUCCACCUCGGCCGCAAUCAAGGCUAAAGACAUCGAGAUGGCCGAAGCGUGCUUUUCGGGCUCAGGCAGCUCAGUGUGCACGCUGAGUCCAUCGCCUCCCGCUGCUGACUCCACCAGGAGAAGGAGGAGGAAGAGGAGAGGACGAGGUCCAAGCGGCAUCUCAGCCAAUCCCAAUCGCUGCAUUUAUCCUGCCAUGAUGUGCUCCCCUUUGCGUUCCAGCCUCGAAUCCACGUCCCCGCUCCCUGCUAGUGUGGCGGACUCUGCUUCAGAAUACUGCUCCUCGCAGGACUCCUGUCUCACCACUUCCUCCUCUUCCUCCCCCUGCUCCUCACCAAUGCCGACAUCGCCUCUCACGCCGUCAUGCUCCCAUAGAGAAAAGCCCGGAGGGAAGAGGAAGUACAAGAGCCGGCACCUUGACCGCCAGACCGACCCCAGCUGGAAGCCGCGAGGGAGGAGGAGUAAAAGAAGGAGGCGUGGCAGAUCAGAGAUUAGUAGCAGACGCAGUCCCAGCGUGGAGAUAGUCUAUGAGGGCACCGCCCCCACUGGUGCCACCCACAAACGCUACCACAAGACGCAGCAGCACAACAGACCGCCGCCCAUCAUCACACUGGACAGCGACAGCAGUCCACCAAGCGGCCAGCACGACAACUCCGAACAUCUUCCACCUCUCUCAUUGGUGCACUUGGCCAGUUUAGGCACCACCACCACCGCUGCUGACAUCGGAGAACUUCCUGUAGAUAUCCUAGACGGAGGAUCGGACCGGUCUGAGGAACCAUCCUUUCAUGAAGGUUCUACGGACGUUAAUGAUGGGUGUGGCAAAGAAGGACAACCUGUUACUGACACAGGAGGACCGAUUGGGGAGCCAGUUUCAAAACAAACAAAUGCGGCCUUUUGCAACACCACAGAUGACCUCCCUGUGACCUCAAUGAACACCUUUGGGGGUCACAACCAGGAGAGGCCUCCUUCGCUUCAUUUGCCAGAGCCUGCAUCCUUUUCCUCACCACCGCCUCUCAGACGCGCCCCUCCCCGCAAGGACGUGGCGCCCCCACUUGUUGGGACAGAGGACAGUGUUUCCGUCCAGUUCUCCGCUGACCUUUCACCCCCUCCCAUGAGUCUGACAGACGUCUUCUCACAUCUCAACUACCUCCACGAAGGUCGCAGUGGUGCUCAUGACGGCGACCUUGACUCUUCCAGUUCAUUUCCUGUGAACGGCGCAGCUGCAGGAAGUGACCUCAGCGCCUCGCCUGCCCCCCCGUCCCUCUUUGACUCCCACUGCUUGUCACCACCCAGCCCCUCGGCGACCCCUCCCACCACAUCAGCCGCCUGUCAUGUCAGCACAACAUGUGACCUCUGACCCCAAGGCUCACAACCGAGUGUGCCAACCCUCUGACUUUGUCACAAGUCUUGUUUCCCCUCGACCAGGGGUGUCCAAAGUGCGGACCGCUCGUUUUUUAUUAGCCCAUUGAACAUUGUAGGAAUGAAAUUAAACAAUAACAAACAGCAAGCAGUUGAAAAAUAGAAGAAAACAGGAGGAAACGCUGAAGUGUUCAUGCUAAUGACACAAAUAUGUACAUAUGUUUUUUUAGAUUACUACAUUUUAAAAAAUGUCAUAGUGGGCCCCCUCAGUAUGCGAACCUCGGUGGAGAACGUUUGGACACCCUUGCCCUAGGCCAGGGGUUGUCAGCUGGCGCCCCCUGUCAGCUGGCGCUCCAUCCAGGCCCCCCAUAGUAAAAUGACUGAGUUCAGGAUAGAGUCCUGUGUUAUUAAGUAAAACCUUUCGGAAUGUUACAACACGUUGUAUGGUUUUCUGAAGUAUAUAAAAAAUAUACUUUUAUGAAGUUUUAGGGUUAUUAGGCAUGGGUGGCACUGAAUCUGUUGUGGGUGGGUAAUUUUAUUGUGAAAAUCUGAGCGCCCAUUUCCUUUAACUUGACGUACCUCACUUUACAGCCCAUAACAAGCGCAGAUGGCAUUCACUGUGACGUCAUGGAGGAAUAUAAGGGGGAAGUGGCAGGCAAUAUUAUUUGUAGAUAAGUAAUUAUUGCAUUUUGUACCCUUUUAAUGCUAAUGCUAUUUGAUGUCAUGUUGUAUUUCCUCCAUCGAUCAUUAUGAUAAUUUGAUAACUCAUUUAAUAUGAGUUUUAAAGUGAUGUGCAGAUAUUUGUUACAUUGAUUGUAUGCAAGACAAGCAGGUUAGGUUAAUUUGAACACACAAUGAAUUGUGUGUGUGAGUCAUGUUUUGUGCAUACUCAAUCUUCAUAAAUUAAAUCCCUGAUUGACAGGUGGGGCGGAUCUGGAUCUGUAAACUUGGACAUGUGCAAGACUGAGCUUUCGUGGCUUGCUGCAGUACAGGUAAUAAUUAUUUUUGUUUUUUUUAACCUUACCAUGGCCCUCUGUGUGUAACAAGGACAAUUUUAUCAUUUGGACAAAAUUAGCUGAUGACACCUACCCUAGGAUGACAAUUUUAGGGGGCAAAAUUAGGGCUCUUCCAAUGGAAAUACCUCUUUGAGGGUACACGUAACCCGAGUUUUAUUGAAAUGUUUGUGAUGAUAAUGUGUUGGAUUGAGGCUUUUUCUUUAUUUAAACAUUCCAAGAGUUUAUUGAGCCACUGCUUGGCGUCCGGUUGCCAUGAUGACGUCCCCACUGGAUUUUGUCCUGCAGUUAUCUGCAAUGUUUGUUGCCUGCCACUAGAUGGCGCAUUAAGGCAGGUUGU